AUGCGCGUGCUGCGUCCGACGGCGCUGCGGCGUCUCCGCGCUCAGACCGAUCGCAACCAGCGUCUGCAGCUCAUUGUUCGCGCCUUCAGCGACGCUACGGAUCCUGCCAAGCGUCCUUUGGGCGGCUCUAUCACUCCGUUUGUUGCAACUGACUCUGCUCCGCGUGUCAAUGGCUUCCACAAUGGCAACAACGGCCACACGCAGCCCGAGACGCUGCAGUUUCUAGCAUCAUACCACGAAGACGAACAGCAUCAGCAUCAAGACGUUGAAUUUACAGCGCAACGCAUCGGUUUCCCCAUCAGCGAGGCCGAAUAUAAGGAACACAACGAAUAUCAGGAAGAGGAGGGCAUUCGCGAGGAAUCUAGAGCCGAGGCGACCGCAAAAGCCGAGCGAAUCAUGGCUGUAUUGCGUCAUUCCAUGUCGGAGCUGGAGAUUGGCAAGGUCAUCCACCGUAUUGCGCAGUACGCGACGCUGCCGCGCGUCACUGGCCUCUCCAGGAAGCAGUUCCUGCGCUCAUUGGAGACGCGAUUCGGUGAGAGCAACAAGAAGGAGUUCAGCUACAUGCUUGCGUUCCUACAGGGGCGAGACGACGUCAUUGACCAGUUAGAAAUCGACUCGCGAAUGGGCGGCGACGCCGUCGAGGAGACCAACGUCGUCACCAUUGAGACGCAUGCAGUAGGGAGCCCAAUCGACGAGUUUGUGGUGCCUCAGAUCAUGGGGCUGCAUCCAGAUUUAGUCGCGGACCCAAAAUUUGUGAGCGUUGUGUUCUGCUACUGCCGUUUGGCGUGUCUGAACUCGCUCAAGCUCAUGCAGCGCCCCGCCGCGGGCUUUAACCGCGGCUCCAAGUCCAGUUUAUGGCAGGUUAAGGCGGAUUUCCGAAAGGUGCUGGACAUGGAGGGAUAUUCGCACUACGCCGACAUGCUGGGACUGGAGAAACACUCUUUUAAGCAGGACGACGAAGACAUCGACGCGGUGGACGCCGAGUGGGAGGAAUUCAACCUGGAAAACGACCGGAUUGACUUCCGCAUGCUACUGUCACAGACCCAAGGGAUCGUGGACUUUAUGAAGACUGAACUGUCGAAUGAAACCAUCUCCAAGAUGCUCGUGGCCAUGCUGGCGUCGGUCAAGACCUCCAAGCUGCAUCGCAAGAUCUUCCAGGAGAUGGUGUGCAAUAUCCAGACAGCUUUCCCCGAUACAUACCACGAACAGCUUCUGUCCGAGCUCGUGCCGUUUCUAUCGGGCGAUAAUGCCACAUACGAGGACUUUGACUCGGAAGUAGCGACGACGGCGCUGCAGCACCACCAGAUGCGGAAUGAAGCCAUCAUCCGAGCUUUACUGGAGACGCGUAUGCGUGUGGGUCACAUUCUGAUCAACGAUAUCGACGAAGUGGAGCCGACGCAGUCGAUUCCAAAGAAAUUGACUCCAGAGCAGCAUGAGAAGGUCAUCACGACGGCCUGGAACAUCGUGUCGGUGCUGGACGACCGCAAGUAUCACAUGUUCUUCACGCGCUUCCUCAAGUACAAGCUGGCGUGGCGACCGAACCGUGCCACGUUUGGAGAAACGUUUCUAUUGGAUGUACGGAAGACGCUCGGUCCUCGCGAUGCUGAAGCCAUUAUGCCCAUGUUCGAGGAAGUGUAUCAACAAUUGUCCGUGGAGACGCUCACGAUCUGUCGCGUCAAGCUGCGUCACUCCAGGAAACUGCUACGCGGUCGAGGUGUGUUGGAGCCGUUGAACGACGCCGGUCGCGAGCGUCUGGAGACCGCGUGGCAGCCGUCACACUGCGCGUUCUACCGGAAUCUACCGCACGGUGUGACCAAGAAACACUUGGAGAACGCGCUGGGUCACGUGGGAGGCGUCAAGCGCUUCUUCCUCUUCUCCAACCCCAUCAACGGUCCGCCCGAGUCGCCGGAUGAAAAUAUAGACGACGAAGAGGACGACGACGAUGAAGAAGACGACGAACCAGAAGAAGACGACGACGAAGAAGCGGACGACGAUGAGAAGCCCAAAAAGAAGAAGAAGAAAGCGAAAAAGACGAAAUCGGACGACUCGCUGCCCAAGGGCAAGGAACUCAAGACCAUGAAGAUGCCCAAGUACAAGCAGAAGAUCAUCGCCAGUGACAAGAAGACGCCGUACCAAGCGGUGGUGGAAUUUGAGUCGGAAAGCGCCUGUCGCAAGGCGACGAUGCGAGCGUUGCAGAUCUUCGGCGUCAUGAUGGCUGGCUGGAAGGAGUACCGCCCCGUGUUCUCGUCAACAGUGGACGAGCACUCGGGCGUCACUUUAAUGAACGUUCCGUACGGAACUACAGUCGGAGAGUUGGUGGAUCAAGUGAACGAGAUCUUGACUAAUGCGGGACUGAACAUGAAGGUGUCGGGCUUGGUGCCUCGAGGCGUGAUGCUCACAAAUGGACGCUUGGAUCUACGCUUCCCGUCGUUCGUGGAGGCUGCGCAAGUGAUUGAGUUGUUGGAUGAACAUGUGAGCAAGAGAAAGUGUCGUCGGAGUCUUUCCAAGCGAGACGCGGUGCUGUUUAGCGAAUAUUUGCGACUCAAGAAGAAUAUGGCCAAGAACGAGAGGAAAGAGAAGAAGAAAGAGGAAGAAGAGCAGUUAGCACGCGAGGAGGAAGGCGAUCUGCAAGACGACGAAGACCCUUUGUGCUUUGGUGUGGAUGAAGACGACGACGAUGAAGACGACGACGAAGAGGAAGAAGACAGCCACAAGAAGAAGAAGAACGUCAUGGAAGUCCGAGAAUCCCUCGACGAAUACUUCGCCGAGUGGCUCGAGGCCGAAGCCAAUAUGACGGACGAGCAACGCGCACUCAGCGACGUGCCUCGUCCGUUCGACGUCACGUGGACGCCGCUGCCCAAGCCCCGAAACAAACACAUGUAUCUGUAACCUGUCUACCCCCAGCGACAAACAGGCGUAAGCGCACGUGUGAAUAGACAACUCUCCAAAUGCA
Phytophthora infestans T30-4 is the source of this 2953-nucleotide messenger RNA. RefSeq lists its product as uncharacterized. The record is from RefSeq and is a predicted model, not a curated record. The transcript has a single exon. Bases 1 to 2889 code for a protein of 962 amino acids. Lineage: Eukaryota; Oomycota; Peronosporomycetes; Peronosporales; Peronosporaceae.